AUGCAGGAGGUGGUGAAGGGCCUUGAAUGUCACCAUAAGAAUUUUAUAUUGAAUGCAGAACUGCACAGGGAGCCAGUGGAGCUGUCGGAGAACCGGAGUGAUGUGGUGGAUAGAGGAAGUUCUUGUUUUAAUGCGGGCAGGUGGGUUGUGCAGCAGAUAGAUGAUGGCAUCCUCCACUCUGAUGUCUGGUCAGAAAGCAAACUGCAGCAGGUCCAGGGUGGGACUCACUACAGUGCGCAGAUGCAGCCUUUGGCUUACUGCCUCGUUCGUGCCACCGAAACCCCUCUGAAGGAAGGUGAGGAAGCAGCAUCUUCAUCAGACUCUGCCUCUGAUCCCUCCUCCUCGCUGUUCAAUCAAUGGGGACGUGACCUUGGCCCAGAGAGUCGACGGGUUGCCCUCAAAAAGUUCCGUUACUUUGGAUACAACGGCUACCUGAGCGACCGCAUUUCCCUUACCAGGCCCAUUCCUGAUUUACGACCAGACGGAUGCAGAAACAUGUCCUAUUCUUCAGACCUUCCUCAGCUCGGUGUGAUCUUCAUCUUCGUCAAUGAGGCCCUUUCAGUUUUAUUACGCUCUAUUCACACUGUCAUCCAGAGGACACCACCCUACCUUCUGAAGGAGAUCAUACUAGUGGAUGACAACAGUAACAGCUUGGAACUGAAGGAGCACUUGCAGAGCUUUGUGGAUGAGAAAAACGCUCAGCACGGCUCAGGCUUCAUCAAAGUGGUCCGCCAUGCCAAGCAGGAGGGCCUGAUCAGAUCCAGAGUCAGUGGAUGGAGGGCGGCUACUGCUCCUGUGGUUGCUCUGUUUGAUGCACACGUGGAGUUCAAUAUUGGAUGGGCAGAACCAAUUCUACAGAGAAUAAAGGAGGACAGGACAAGAGUGGUUUCCCCUUCUUUUGACAACAUCAAGUACGACACAUUUGAAAUUGAGGAGUACCCUCUAUCUGCUCAGGGCUUCGACUGGGAGCUCUGGUGUCGGUAUCUCAACCCACCAAAAGCCUGGUGGAUGCUACGCAACCAAACAGCUCCCAUCAGAAGUCCUGCUCUGAUUGGGUGCUUUGUGGUCGACAGGAAAUACUUUGAGGAGAUCGGCCUGCUUGAUGAAGGCAUGGAAAUUUAUGGUGGAGAAAAUGUGGAGCUCGGCAUUAGGGUGUGGCAGUGCGGAGGCAGCGUGGAAGUCCUGCCUUGCUCCAGGAUCGCCCACAUUGAGCGUGCUCACAAACCAUACACGGAGAAUCUGACGGCCCACGUGCGACGCAACGCCCUGAGAGCGGCUGAGGUGUGGAUGGACAACUACAAGAGUCACGUUUACAUGGCCUGGAAUGUUCCACUUCAGAACUCCAGAAUAGACAUAGGGGACAUUUCUGAGAGGAAAGCCCUCCGGUCCCGACUGAAAUGCCGACCGUUCAGCUGGUUCCUCUCCAACAUCUACCCAGAGCUGCGAUCUUACAGUGACACUGUUGCUUAUGGAGUGUUAAAGAACAGCCUGAGAGAUGACCUGUGUUUAGACCAGGGACCCGACACUGAUAACAUUCCCAUCAUGUACCUCUGCCAUGGAAUGACACCACAGCAGAAUGUGUACUUCACCAGCUCCCAGCAGAUCCACCUUGGCGUUCUCAGUCCCACCAUAGAUGACGAUGAUAACAAGUGUCUGGUGGAUGUUAACAGCCGGCCUAGGCUGCUGGAGUGCAGCUACGCAGCCACAAAACACUUGAAGCUCACCUGGACGUUUGCACAGGGGGGAGCCAUCCAGAACAUCGAGUCUCAGCGUUGCCUGGAGCUGGUGGAGAGCAAGCGAUCAGAGCUCCCCCUCCAGCUGGCUAUUCAGGACUGUACUGGUCAGAAAUGGACCAUUACAAACAUUUUGACUGUCCUGCCGCAGUGAACUCAGUUUGGAUGAAGUUAUGAGGCACAU
Cyprinodon tularosa is the source of this 1917-nucleotide messenger RNA. RefSeq names its product polypeptide N-acetylgalactosaminyltransferase 18-like. The transcript has 13 exons. Gene Ontology annotation, cellular component: Golgi apparatus. The record is from RefSeq and is a predicted model, not a curated record. NCBI's taxonomy places the organism in Eukaryota, Metazoa, Chordata, Actinopteri, Cyprinodontiformes, Cyprinodontidae. The coding region runs from base 1 to 1887 and encodes 628 amino acids.